Messenger RNA from Protopterus annectens (West African lungfish), 615 nucleotides. Its product is annotated as hyphally regulated cell wall protein 1-like. Lineage: Eukaryota; Metazoa; Chordata; Ceratodontiformes; Protopteridae. The record is from RefSeq and is a predicted model, not a curated record. The coding region runs from base 1 to 615 and encodes 204 amino acids. The transcript is spliced from 3 exons.
AUGAGCCUCAUGGAUGAGUUGGACAGGGAGGACAUGGUAGCCAACUGGGAGUUAACCGUCUGGGCCAACUGCUCCGUGACGGUUACUGGAACUAAAGGUUCAGAAACAGUCAUUUUAAAAGCAAACUCUACUGCAGGGUCGUGGCUUAAUACAUCAUGCAGUGAUAACUCAACAAUUUCUUUCUCACAGAAAUUACCUAUCCAAACUAUAUGGAAGCCAAGUUCUGCACUAUCAACAGUGCAAAUUAUAGCAUACAUCGAUUUGGGGAAUGCUAAUUUUACAUCCAUAAGUGCGGACAUCAACUUGGGAACAGGAAUUCAGAAUGGAAGCAGCAUGAACUCUGGACAAUUAGGACAAGGUGGAUCUCCUUCAAGCAACACAGGUGGUAAUAAUUCAGGAUCUGGCUCCAACCCAGGAUCUGGCUCCAACCCAGGAUCUGGCUCAAAUUCCGGAUCUGCCUCAAGCAACAGCGGUGGUGGUGGAAAUGCAAUGAAUGCUUAUCUCACAACUUACUCAGCUGAUGCUUUCCUUUCAUCGUCUGCAGUCAGCAUGCAGUCUGUCACUGAUUUUUUCCUUUUUAUUAGUCUUGUUUAUUUGAUGUUUGUGUUUAUAUAG